AUGGAGACUGAAAGGUUUUCGGAGCCCACUGACUGGCUAACCGGAUGGGUCCGUGAAAUGCUGUGCAUCGAUCAGCCAAAGCCCGAUUUGCUGCUGCAGCACACGCUGUUGGACUUCGUUGACCGAGACGCGAGAUCGUCCGAUCAUUUCGCGCGAGGAGCCGAGGCUGAUGGACGGCUGUGCCGCGACCGUGACGGGACGGGGUCAGCCACGAAUCGCAGCAUCUGCGCCGUCACCGCCUUCGUAACGCAAACACCCGCGCAUGCUUCAUGGCGUUUCCUGUCCCAAGCUGACGGAGCCAGUCGCUCUCGUUUCCAGUAUUAUGAGGUACACCUUCAGAAUACACCUCACAUCGAUUAUAUGAAAUUUAUCGUGAGCAAGUUUCCUCACCUUUUUAUGGGCGAAUCAAAAAGCUGCGCGGAUCUGUUUCACAACCCACUGCCGGAUUCUAAUUUCGCCUCUUUUCUUGGUACCCUUGCAGUCAUGAGCGUCGCAGCCGCCGGAGCCGCGGCAUUUUAUUAUACGACUACGUCGAGCAGCAUGAAGAUCAAACCCAUUGUAGACCUGAGGCAGCAGACCGUUGAACUACCGGGUGAAGACCGGGAACGAGCUUCGGCGUUUUGUAAAGACGGCAGACUGAUCAAUUCUUACGUGUCGGAUGUCAAGACGUUGUAUGAUUCGUUCAGAAGGGGGGCGAAAGUAUCAAACAAUGGACGAUGCACAGGCUACCGGAAGCAGCAGCCCAACGGGUCACGGCCGUAUGUGUGGAUACGGUACAAUGACGUCAUUCGAAGAGCUACCAAUUUAGCCAAAGGUUUUCUGCGGUUGGGCAUGCAGCCGGGUCAAGAAAGCUUGAUCGGCGUCUACUGUCACAAUAGGCCAGAGGUAAAACGGAAUGGGAACUGGUGGCCAGUGUGGAUCAUCGCCGAACAGGCUUGCUACACAUAUUCGAUGGUGGUCGUGCCGCUUUAUGACACCCUCGGCCCAGAUGCAUGUUCAUUUAUCAUUAAUCAAGCCCAGAUUCAGUUGAUUAUCGUCGAUAACCCGCAGAAAGCACAGGUGAUUCUAAGAAGCAACCAAGGCGCCUCUUGGCUACGCUAUAUUGUCAUGGUAGAUCAGGCAGACGAAGAGACGCUUGCCCAGACACGCCAGGCUGGCAUCACUCUCGUUCAAUUCGAACAACUGGAACUAGAAGGCGCACUGCUACAAGACUGCAUUCCACCAAAGGUAAUUGAUUUCUCUAUGGAAAUGCGUGGAUUCCAUUUUUCCGUAUCUGCAGCUUGUCUAGUUUUCGUAGUAACAUUCUAGCA
Messenger RNA from Soboliphyme baturini, 1310 nucleotides. NCBI's taxonomy places the organism in Eukaryota, Metazoa, Nematoda, Enoplea, Dioctophymatida, Soboliphymatidae. The record is from the annotation of a GenBank genome assembly.